AUGUGCAGUGCAAACGAAAACAACGGUACCGCCACGCCGCCCCCGGUGGCACUGUCGCAAAAUCCCAGCGAUUAUGGCAAUAACUUAAAAAUCAUCGACAGCAACGACCAAAUCAAAGAGCUGCAGACGAUCAUACGGGACAAAAACACCACGCGGAGCGACUUCAAAUUCUACGCCGACCGGCUGAUUAGGCUGGUGAUUGAGGAAAGCCUAAACCAGCUGCCGUACUCGGACUGCUCCGUCAUCACGCCGACCGGCGCCAUCUACGACGGGUUGCGGUACCGGUCCGGCAACUGUGGCGUUUCCAUCAUCCGUUCCGGCGAAGCGAUGGAGCAGGGACUGCGAGACUGCUGCCGCUCGAUACGAAUCGGCAAGAUUCUGGUCGAAUCGGACGCCGAAACGCACGUGGCCAAGGUGGUGUACGCCCGGUUUCCAGACGACAUCGCCCGGCGACAGGUACUGCUCAUGUACCCCAUCAUGGCAACCGGCAACACCGUCAUACAGGCGGUCAGCGUGCUGAAGGACCACGGUGUGAAGGAAAACUCGAUCAUCUUGUCCAACCUGUUCUGCACACCGAUAGCCGCCCGGAUGGUGGUGACCGCCUUUCCGGAUCUGAAAAUUCUCACCUCCGAGCUGCACCCGGUCGCACCGAACCAUUUCGGACAGAAGUACUUCGGCACGGACUGAGCGGGCGAGGCAGUGGUUAACGACGGUUAACGGAAGAGUCCUUCACCGGUGGGGGGAGCAAGGAGCAAGGGUGUUUUCAGGCCAAAAGGUUCACGUGUUCACUUCAACGCACGAACACAUUUUAACACGUUCUAGGGAAAGCUAGGGGAGAAUAGAACGAAUUAGCACUCUGAUUGGCUCAAGCAAAAGAAGCAAAUCCCGGCUGCACCACACUCUCAACGAUGUGUUGUACUUACAGUUCUCAAAAGCAGACCAGCAGACGAUGGCUGCGCAAUCAAAUACUUAAGGGCAGACGAUGUGUUACUAGGAUCGACGAUGUGCUUAGCCUGCGUUCGAUGGAUACAGACUGGACUAGGUGUGUGCGUGCUUCUGGGCACACCAAACACGAAUAGAAAAAAGGUAGCAUAGGCAUAGGGGUUGCUGCGCUUGCGAUGAAGUAGGCCGUGACCAGCAAGGUUUGCAAGGGCAGCGAGAGGUUCGUAGCUAAUGUGGCAGAGUGUGUGUAGCAACAGUUCUGUGGUGUAGUAGCGCUAAGCUUUAAGCAAACAGGUACGGAAUUUAGAAGAUAAGUCAGUAAAAUCACGGUCACGAUACUAAUACUACUGAUCGUGUACGCUGCGGCAGUAGGGACACAAUUACGUUAGCAAAGUGUAAUAUGCCAGAUACAAUUGUUCAUAAUAUACGAAUCAUUUUAAACAAUG
Anopheles arabiensis is the source of this 1388-nucleotide messenger RNA. It is a transcript of the gene kri, whose product is annotated as uracil phosphoribosyltransferase homolog. The transcript has 4 exons. The record is from RefSeq and is a predicted model, not a curated record. NCBI's taxonomy places the organism in Eukaryota, Metazoa, Arthropoda, Insecta, Diptera, Culicidae. Bases 1 to 687 code for a protein of 228 amino acids.